UGUCAAUCAAAACUUCUCCUUCUGACUACUGUGCACACCCAAUUCUGGUGAUGUUGUCUUGACAACUUCCUUUCUUGCGCUGAUUCAACUUUACGCUUUGCUCCUUUUGGCCUUUGGUACGUACUUGGGAUGCCCUCAUAUCCUGCUGCCUCUGUGCAGCUGUCCCCCACUUCCUAUCGCCUCCCUAUCUCCCACACCAACCACCCCUCCACCCACAAUGUCCACCACUAACCACUCAAUUGCAGGUUUGCUUCUUCCCAGAAGCCUACCACUUCGCUAUCACUUGUCCCCGUACCUGUGUUGGAAACCUGCAUCCAUUGAAUAGCUUCAUUGCUGCGACGAUGCUUCAAUUUCAAACCACUGGUUUCAAUGGCUAUGCAGUCAAGUACUCGCCCUACAUUGACUCACGCAUCGCCGUUGGAGCUGCUCAAAACUUUGGCCUCGUGGGUAAUGGUCGUGUCUACGUUUUGGAGUUGACGAGUCAAGGUAUCUUGUGUCCCAAGUUGUAAGUGUCUGAUAUCUGUAAUCAUCACAUGUAUAGGCAAUUCCUUGCUAACACUUUGAUAGCUACGACACGCAAGAUGCUGUCUACGAUAUCGCAUGGUCCGAGGCAAAUGAAAAUCAACUCUUGGCUGCAUGUGGAGACGGAACUGUCAAGCUGUUUGAUGUAAAUGUCGCUCACCAGCCAAUUGCCCAAUGGAGUGAACACUCUCGUGAGGUGUACUCUGUUUUCUGGAACCAAGUAACCAAGGACAACUUUGUAACCAGCUCAUGGGAUGGAACCCUUAAACUCGUGAGUAGACCCAAGCCUAUCCCUGACCCUAAUCCACGCACCAGCUAAUAUAUUUUUAGUACAACCCCGAGCGUGCUCAAUCCCUUCUCACCCUACCAACCCACUCGUGCACUUACAGUACCGAGUUCUCGCCUCACUCUCCAUCCAUCAUCUCCGCCGUCACCUCUGACUCGCAUAUCAGAAUCUUUGAUAUUCGAAUCCCUGCCUCUGCAGCAAACCAUCUUGUUCACCUUAUUCCCAUCCAUGGACCCGCACCAACCUUGGCCAACAUUAAUACUCGUGCUAACCCUCUUGGUCCCCGCCCCCCUCCAUCUGAGUGCCUCACCCACGAUUGGAACAAGUACCGCGGUACCAUUCUUGCCACUGCCGGUGUUGAUCAAAUCAUCAGAACCUUUGAUCUCCGUGCUCCUCGCGCUGGUGCAGUCACACUGAUGUCAGGUCAUCGCUAUGCAGUUCGUCGCAUCUCCUGGUCUCCCCACAAUAGUGACCUUCUCCUCAGUGGCUCCUACGACAUGAGUGUCAAACUCUGGUCUGACGGUAACGCCAUGAGCGAUGCCUCCAUGGUCACCCCCAACCUCGGCCGUGAGCUCGGCGAGAUGGGCGCACACACCGAGUUCGUCACAGGUGUUGACUGGUGCCUCUUUGGAUCUCAAGGCUGGGUUGCCAGUACAGCAUGGGACCAACGCUUACUCGUCUGGGAUGCUCGAACCAUCAUCACCUAAGUGACAGCUUCACAUCUUACAUAACUCUCCUGAUCUUCAACGUUGGCUGGAUAUCCUUUUUGUAUUCGGUUUUUUCUUGAUGACUGGAUACUGGUAUCGAUUUUCCUCUUGGGAAUGAGAUGAUGCAUGCAUUUGGGGGUUUUCUCGAAUUUGUAGAUUUGGGCAAUUAAGAUACCCUGGCGUUAUUGUGGCGUUUUCUUUUUACACAGUACAGCCCUUGAAUCGACAAUUCUGAACC
Molecule: messenger RNA, 1753 nt
Organism: Hymenoscyphus albidus
Lineage: Eukaryota; Fungi; Ascomycota; Leotiomycetes; Helotiales; Helotiaceae
Source: the annotation of a GenBank genome assembly